AACUCACUCCAUGGUAGAUAGUAAAUGCAUUCGGCUGCAACUGGGCGCCUUGCGUGCCAGCCACUGGCGGUGUGCAGGCGAUACAAAGCUGAAGAAAGUACCCUAAAGGAACUCAGCCUAAAGGGAGAGUUACGCCUGAAGAUGACUGAUUUAAAGGCGCCCCAACUUCUGCCUGUGCCGCUUCCUAGAUGUAUGACCUGAGGCAAGCUGCCGGACUCUAUUACCUGGCAGAACUGAUAGAAGAAUACACAGUGGCCACCAGCAGGAUCAUAAAAUACAUGAUCUGGUUCUCCACGGCUGUGCUGAUUGGCCUCUACGUUUUUGAACGCUUCCCCACCUUCAUGAUUGGCGUGGGCCUCUUCACCAACCUCGUCUACUUUGGCCUCCUCCAGACCUUCCCUUUCAUCAUGCUGACCUCGCCUAACUUCAUCCUUUCAUGCGGGCUAGUGGUGGUGAAUCACUACCUAGCGUUUCAGUUUUUUGCAGAGGAAUAUUAUCCUUUCUCAGAGGUCCUGGCCUAUUUCACUUUCUGUCUGUGGAUAAUCCCGUUUGCGUUCUUUGUGUCGCUGUCGGCUGGGGAAAACAUCCUGCCCUCCACCAUGCAGCCAGGAGAUGACGUGGUCUCCAAUUACUUCACCAAAGGCAAGCGGGGCAAACGCUUAGGGAUCCUGGUUGUCUUCUCCUUCAUCAAAGAGGCCAUUCUACCCAGUCGUCAGAAGAUAUACUGAACCCCUUGGGGAGGGGAUGUGGGAGCAAGAUCAGGAGAGUCAGGCCCCUGGGCCUCUGCACUAGGUGGGGGCCGUGAGCCUGGAAGGCACCUUCCCCCAGCCCUGGCCCUCGUUCCCUUGACUCUCCCUGAAGCCCUCAUCCCCACCUUCCUCGAGGGGCUCAGCUUGGCUCAGAUCUGACGUUGCUAGAGGGCGUGACCUCAGAGGGCACCGGGGGGAUGGCAGAGCCUGCUUAGCCAGGAGGCCAUGGUCCACCUGGUUAUGCGGAAGCUGAGCUCCCUGUGACCCUCCUGCCGGCUUCUGUGGUGGGUCAGGAGGUUCUGGCUCAGCCUGGGCAGGCGGGGCAGGGGCUGUGAAGCUGGAGAGCAAAUAGGGAUAAGUUCUCUGGGCAGAUGGCCGUGGGGAGGGGCCAUGGCUUGGCACUUCCAAGAGAAAUCGUUUUUGCUGUUGAACUGUGAUUUCUGUCCAAGUGCUGAUUCCCAUUUGAAUAAAGAUUCUAGGUGGCACUGUUUGCCUUAAUACCCUGAAAGUUCAUCUCCCUUUCUUCCUAUUGCUCUUCUGCCCUGGACUGGAUGGGCUUUUCUGUUCCAGUGGCUCCUUUUCUGGGUUUGGGUCUUGCCCUCUCGAAGGGACUGCUGUCAUGGCCUUUUGUGGGAAAUGAGCAGCGAUGAGGAGCUGAGGAGCUGAGCCAGAUCAGGGGAGUUGGGGUGGAGGCGGCCUUUCUCAUGCCCCCUCCCUUUUCAUCCGUCUCUUCUUUACCUGCGGCUCCACGGCUGUCACAACUGGGGACAGAGAGGCACAGUUUGGGACUCGGUUGGAUUUUCAGAAUAUCUGCAAUAUCCUACUUGCAAGUCUUCCCCUGGGGAAAAGGAGUGGUUUCUGGCCGAAUUCUGUCUCAGGCCUGAGGAGAAACAAAAUAGAAAUUGGCUUCCAGGCAGCCUGGGUUACAGCCUAAUUUUUAAGAACUGGGACUGAGGGGAGAAAUGGUUUGUCACUCUAAGAGCACACGAGGGCUGGCCCUCUCUUCUGUGCUCUUGGCUCCUGAGGAGAUGACCUCAGUCUUGCAAGAAGGCAGGCCAGAUCCUGGCACAGACCAGCAUAUGCUGACUUUGCACUCCAGCUACAGUGCCUUGCAAGUACUCAGCCGUACACGUUGGCGUGCAGCCCCCACGAGAGCCGUUCCUAGCCACGUCCUCUACCUCAGAGCGAGGCUGGCGGGUGCGGAGAUGGACAGUGCACCUGUGGUACCUUUAAGCCGGGGAAGGCGUCUGUGCUUGAAAUUUUCUAUAUCCUGCCUCAAGUCCCACCACAGCCCCGCAUCUCCUGACGUUAGUGUUUCCUGUUCUCUUAAAAAUGCCAGCCUGUCCCUUGCCCUGAGAGGAGUAGCACAUUUUGGGUUUUUCUUGGUGGGGAGGAGAUGGCCGGGCCUUUUUAUCCUAUGCAGACAAGGGAGGACAAGGUGGAAGACGCAGGAGGCCGAUACCAUCUUCACUGUGGGUCAGCAGCUGGCCCUGCUCUCCCUUGCCAUCCACUUCUUUGUUCCUCACCAUGAUGAUAUGGCUUCUCGCCUGGGGGUUGCCGGUGGCUUUGUGCUAAGUCCUCUCAUAUCCUACUGGAUCUCUGCAGCAUCUGACAGGGCUGACCACCCCCAGCUCCUUGAGUUGCACUUUACUGGCACUCCUCUGGCUGGUUUUCCUCCUACCUCUGGCUCUUCCUUUCAGUUUCCUGCACAGGCCUCUCCAUUUGCCCCCCACACAUGGGGUUUCUCAGGGUUCUGUUGUGGGCUCCCUGGAGGAGCCCAUCCAUGCUGAUGGCUUCAAGGACUCUUUGCCAAGGAAUUGAGAGUUGACCUCCAGCCCCGAUGUCCCUCCUGGUCUUCUGAACUACAUAGUUCUGCCUUUGGGUGCACAGACAACUCUCAUGGGCCAGAGGGCACUUGUUGCUGUCCUCUGUAAACCUGCCUCUUUUGGGUACCUGCUGUGGCCCCAAGACCUCUCAGGAGCCAGACCAGAAACCAGCUUUCUAGCCCUGCUUUCUUUUUCGGCCCCUCCCCACCCCCAUCCAGUCUCUAAAAACUGUUAAAUUUACUUUCCUAACAUCUCUUGAUUCAAGCCACUGCCACUGUCAUCAACUUAUACCUGGAUUAUUGUGACAGCCUCCUUCUGCUUCUCUGUUCCACAGCCAGAGUUGUCUUUAAAAUGUAUAGUUGAUCAGGUCACUCCCUGGCCUACAACCUUUCAUGGCUCCCUACUGCUCUCAGGAUAAAGUCCAGACCCCUUAGCAUGGCUUGUGAGACUUGUGAUAUCUGGUUACUGCUCGCCUCUGGUCUCAUCACUUGCCACCUUGCACCAUGUGCUCCAGCCUCCUGUAUUCAGAGAUGCCACUUUGAUUCCCCUUUCUUCUGCUCACCUGGGUACCUUCUCAACUUAGGUUUCAUUACCUCUGAGCUCUGUCCCCUCUCCCCCCCAGCACACCACACAAUUCACUCUAGGCUUACUUGCCUGCUUACUGGUCUGUUUCCCCACUAGACUGUAAGCUCCUUGAGGGCAGGGACUGUCCUUCAGUUUUUGUAUCAACAGUGCCUGGCUUGGUGCCUGGUACAUAGAAAGCACUCAAUAAAUGUUUGUUUAAUGAA
Molecule: messenger RNA, 3363 nt
Organism: Lynx canadensis (Canada lynx)
Lineage: Eukaryota; Metazoa; Chordata; Mammalia; Carnivora; Felidae
Gene: TEX261
Product: testis expressed 261
Exons: 6
Coding region: 189-728 (179 amino acids)
Biological process (GO): endoplasmic reticulum to Golgi vesicle-mediated transport
Cellular component (GO): COPII-coated ER to Golgi transport vesicle; endoplasmic reticulum membrane; Golgi membrane
Molecular function (GO): COPII receptor activity
Source: RefSeq, a predicted model, not a curated record